CCUGGCUUUACUAUGGCGGUUGGAGGAACGGCAGUGAUCACACGUCGGCUGCUGGGAAGAACUGGAUUCUCGUUUCAGGUCACCAUCAGAAAAGCUAAGUUUGCUGUAGAGUAAGGAUCAGGAGAUCUGAUCCUGAUUGCAGAACCAUCUCUGAUUACAGAAUCUUGGGUUGUGUCUCCCACUUCAUCCUCCAGACCAUCCCAGAAGAUCUAAUAAGAUUCCAUCUGGGAAAUCACUAGGAGUUCUUAGAAGGGAAAGAAGGAAGAUUAUUGGUAGGAAUAAAAACAGGGUUGAAUGAGUUCCAGAAAGCAGGGUUCUCAAACUCCUGGACAACAAUCUGCAGAAGAAGACAACUUCAAAAAACCAACUAGAAGCAACAUGCAGAGAAGUAAGAUGAGAGGCGCAUCCUCAGGAAAGAAGACAGCUGGUCUGCAGCAGAAAAAUCUUGAGCCAGCUCUUCCAGGAAGAUGGGGGGGUCGCUCUGCAGAGAACCCCCCUUCAGGAUCCGUGAGGAAGACAAGAAAGAACAAACAGAAGACUCCUGGAAACGGAGAUGGUGGCAGUACCAGCGAAGCACCUCAGCCCCCUUGGAAGAAAAGGGCCGGGGCAGACCCCACCGUUGAAAGUGAAGAGGCAUUUAAGAAUAGAAUGGAAGUUAAAGUGAAGAUUCCGGAAGAAUUAAAACCAUGGCUUGUUGAGGACUGGGACUUAGUUACCAGGGAGAAGCAGAUGUUCCAACUUCCUGCUAAGAAAAAUGUAGAUGCUAUUCUGGAAGAGUACGCAAAUUGUAAGAAGUCGCAGGGCAAUGUCGAUAACAAGGAAUAUGCAGUUAACGAAGUUGUGGCAGGAAUAAAAGAAUAUUUCAGUGUGAUGUUAGGCACCCGGCUGCUCUACAAGUUUGAGAGGCCCCAGUAUGCUAAAAUCCUCUUGGCUCACCCUGAUGCGCCGAUGUCCCAGGUUUAUGGAGCGCCACACCUACUGAGAUUAUUCGUAAGAAUCGGAGCAAUGUUGGCCUAUAUGCCCCUUGAUGAGAAGAGCCUUGCAUUAUUGUUGGGUUAUUUGCAUGAUUUCCUAAAAUAUCUGCCGAAGAAUUCUGCGUCUCUGUUUACUGCUAGUGAUUACAAAGUGGCUUCUGCUGAGUACCACCACAAAACCCUGUGAGGGUCUGUCUACUGACCACUCACUGUUACCUGUCUGGUAUCUGUAAACACUUUUUGUUCUUAGUCCUUUUCUUGUAUAAUUGAUGUUCUUUAAAAUUGUUAAUGUAUAACAGGGCUUAUGUUUCAGUUUGUUUUCUGUUCUGUUUUAAACAGAAAAUAAAAGGAGUGAUGCUCCUUUUCUCAUUUCAAAGUUGCUACCAGUGUAUGCAGUAAUUAGACAAAGA
This is a messenger RNA of Lemur catta (Ring-tailed lemur), 1384 nucleotides long. Its product is annotated as mortality factor 4-like protein 2. Gene Ontology annotation, biological process: regulation of DNA-templated transcription; chromatin organization. The record is from RefSeq and is a predicted model, not a curated record. NCBI's taxonomy places the organism in Eukaryota, Metazoa, Chordata, Mammalia, Primates, Lemuridae. Gene Ontology annotation, cellular component: NuA4 histone acetyltransferase complex; nucleus.